This is a messenger RNA of Blepharisma stoltei, 5084 nucleotides long. The record is from the annotation of a GenBank genome assembly. NCBI's taxonomy places the organism in Eukaryota, Ciliophora, Heterotrichea, Heterotrichida, Blepharismidae.
AUGACAGAUGAAAACUCAUCUGAAAAGCCUAUUUUUGAAACUGUUCAAGAAGACAAAAACAAUAAUGACCAAACUGCUUUAAGUUCUCUAACCUCAAACACCCAAUCCAACCUAAUCAAACUCAACCCUAUCAUGCUUGAAAUAACACAAAACACAUCAGUAGGCAUCGCAAAAGACUUCCAAGCCACUUUACAUUACAUUUCCGCAAGACUCCCUAAAUUUAUCAGAAUCCCAUUCAAAGGCACUUGUAUGAAGCCAAUGCGUGGUGGGGAAACCUUUGUAUGUGGCGCGAAUAAAAGGCUCAUUAUUUGUAACGAAAAAGAAAUCCUCAAGGACUGAAGAAUUGAUGCAAAAAUCCAGUCAAUCGAUAUAUAGAAUUUUUCCAUAGAUGGCGCUAUUUGCCCUUGAUUUGCCCACUGAAACAAUUUUUUGGUUUGACCAAACCAUAUGGUACUGGUCGAGCCAAAAAAAUUUUCCAGUGGGCAAAUCAAGGGCAAACUGUGCCAUCUAAGGGAAAUUUCUAUAACAGAUGACGACAAAUUCGCAUAUAUAGCAACUGAAAAUCUGAUUAAAAAAAUAUCAUUAUAUGAUUUUGAGACAGUUACAACAUUUAAGGGGCAUGAGGAUUUAAUAACUGUUGUAUGUGUUUCAUGAGAUGAAAAAUUUUUGUAUUCAGCUGGAAAAGACUGCACUGUGCGUGUAUCAAUUGAUGAUGGGAUAAAUUUUAGCUCACAAAUACUAUAUAAGCAUGAAAAUAUUGUGCUGGCUUUAAAUAUUAGUAAAGAUGGCCUUCAUUUAUUGUCUGGAGAUGCUGGAAAAACAAUUAUUUUAUAUUCAAUAACUAAUAAAACAGUACAAUCAAGACUGGAAAGCCCUGAAGGGAAUAUUACUUGUGUUAAGUUUUCUCCUAAAAAAACUUAUUUCGCAACGAGUGAUCAGCAUUUUAAUAUAAAUAUUUGGAAAUUUGAGACCUGCAAGAUAGUAAAGGUGCUGAAAGGGCAUGAAAAUGAGGUGUCAACUAUGAAAUUUAAUAGCUCAGAUAGUAUACUUGUGACUGGGAGUAAGGAUAAUUCAGUCAGAGUAUGGAGUAUCCACACAAAUCAAGAUGAAGUUGUACUUUUAGGUCACGAAAAAUCUGUCAGAGCUAUAUCUAUUAGUUAUAAUGAAAAAAUAAUUUUUUCAUUUGGAAGAGACUAUAAAAUCUCUAUGUGAAAAUUCCCGAAGUUUCAAAAUAAUAAAUUGCUGUUUGGCCAUAAUGAUACCAUAUAUAAACUACUGAUAUCCCAAAAAAGGAAAUAUAUGCCUCUUACAGCAGAUAAAGCUCUUAAGCCUAUAUCACUAUUCUAUUUCUUAUAGAUAAUAUAUAUAAUAGAGAAGCUCCAUUCACCAUAAAUUGCUGUAUAUAUACUUUUUGGAUUUAAUAUAACUAUAAAAUUAUUUAUUUAUCUCUCUGAACUAUUCAAUAUUAACAGUAUAUUCAAAUUCUGACGAUUGUAAAAUUAUUGUAUGGGAUUUUGUCACAAAUAAAAUCAUUCAUGAGCUUAUCCAUGAUUCAUCAAUGUACGCUAUGGCCAUGUCUCUAGAUGAAGAUAUGCUAUUUUCUUGUACUGAUGACCAAAAAAUUGUUAUAUGAGAUUUAGAAACUUAUGAAAAAAUCAAAGAAAUUAUAUUAGAAGAAACCUCUGUCAGGGCAAUUUUAAUUACCCCUGACAAUAGAUUUGUAAUCACUGGGGAUGAAGCUUUUAGAAUUUCUAUAUGAGAAAUGGAAAAUUUAACCCUAAAACACGUAAUAAGGUCUCAUAGAAACGCAAUCUGAUCUUUAGCUCUGCAUGGAGAUCACCUUUUCAGUGGAGACCAAAAUGGAGAAAUAAUGCUGCAUGAUUUAAAAGAAUUUAAACUUCAUGCAGAGCUUAAAGGGAAUAGUACAAAAGUCCAGACAAUAAAAGCCACAAAAGAUGGAGAAUUGCUGAUAUCAGGGUAUAGAGACGGAGAAAUUAAAAUAUGAAGCAUAAAAAACAGAAACUGCUUGAGGACUAUUAAAUUUCAUACUGAUGUGCUGAGGGAGAUUUAUUGCAGUACUGACGGAAAAUAUUUUUUUGCGUGCUCUGAAGACCAAAGACUGACGGUUUUUGAUUUAAAAAAUUUUGGGUUUAUUACUGGGAUUAAAACGAAAAAUAAAAUUCGAGCUAUGGAAUUUACGGAUGGGGAGCAUGAAAUUGUCUGUGCUUUGGAAAAUGUAUUGGGGAUAAUAUUAAAAUAAGUUGGUAUUAAUAAUUUUAUUAUUUAAGCCUGAUUUAUUAUAAAAUAGAAUAAUUCAAAUCAUCCAAAACCCGCUGAAAGCUUCGUGAUUUAAUCCUAAAAAACCUCACGAUAUCACUAUAUUUGGCCCCAGUUUUGGAAAAUAUAAAUUUAUGAAGUAUAUUUCUGAUAUCAUGCUCUCUGAAACUCCUCCACAUAAUCCUGAAAUGGACCAAUUUAUUAUAUAGGGAAUUCUAGUGAAUUUUCCUGUAAGGGCGGGCAGUUGAUGAGAAUCAUUUGCCAACUCUCCAAUUGCCUACUCUUAAAGUGCAAUUCAUAGAAAUUCAUUAUAGAGCCGUAUCAUCUUAACGCUCUCCAUUUUUAUGCUUACCCCCCUCUUUGAGUGGACAAAAAUUUUUUUCGCUCAUGAAGGGCUUUAAUUUUUUUUUUUUAGCAUUCAUAUCUAAAUUUUAUAAUAAAUUUUAAUCUUUCAAUUUAAAAAAAUCCCGCAAAAAUGGAAAGCAAAUAUUAAUUUAAUUUGUUUUAAAAUGCAAGCUGUUUAAAAUCAAACAUAAUUAGCUAGAGAAUUCAUUAUACCAAUUCUACUUAUAUUUCACAAUUUUUAAUUAAUUUUUAACAGGGCGCAUUUCGCGCCAAAAAAAAAGGGAAGCAAACAGUCCAAAGGAAGGGCGUCAAAGUGGUGGAAUCUCAGUGGAGAAGUGCUGAGGAGCAGGAGAUGGCGGAGUGGAGGUCUCAGAUUUUGAUAGCUGAGUUCGGUUGAGGAAUGAGCGCUCAGUGAUGCAUUAAAAUCAUGGGAUUUUCACAUGGAUAAUAAUUGGGGUGAUUGUUGAGGUUGCUACUGAUGUAUGAAUUGAAGCUGGAUCUGUUGCUGUAGAAGCUGAAAUUGUUUGGAGUUGUUGGAAUAUUUUGGAAUUGUUGGAGUUAAUGAAGUUGUUGGAGUUGCUGGAAUUGUUGGAGCUGUUGGAGUUGUUAGAGUUGUUGAAGAAAAUUGAGAGAAGUGCUGUAUAGCAGCUUUAAGUUUAAAUAUAUAUAUACAUAUUUCAAAAUUUUUAAAUUUAAAAAUUUUUGUUUGUUUUUACCUAAAAAUUAAGGAUUUUUCCAAUGGUUUUGUUCGCUCACUGAGGGGGAGUUACUUUAAUUUGCCAUCACAUUUAAAAAAGAGCAUAAAAUUAGGCGAUGGGUUUUUCCCAUCUAUUCGUAAUGAAACGCCUUUAUCAAUUUGUCUUAAAAAAUCGUAUACAGAAUGCACAGCUGCCAUUUUUAGUGCAAUGAAAGAUAUUUCUACAGCUAAUCCUUAUUCGUUUUAUUAUUUUGAAGACUCUAUUGUUGAUCUGAAUUUUAAAGGUUUUCCAGGGCUAGAACAUCUCUAUAAAAGCAUUUUUAUAAGAUGUAAAGAUUUGUCGUUACCGAAAUUUUGUAUAGUUUGAGCACUGUAAUAGUUGGGCUUUUCUUUAUACUUUCCCACAUACUUGGCAGUUAGCUUUCUACUUUGCGCGUCCUUUGAAGAUAUCUUUUAUAGCCUGAAUGUUGAAUUGCUAUCGUAAAUUAUAAAAAGCCCCCAAGCUGGCCAGAAACAUUAUAAACAGUCCAAGCCAUUUUUGUGCUCUGAUUAUAAUGAAAAAUCAAAACUUCCUUAUAUCGUCCAUUCCAGCUAUAUUAUUCCAAAAAAAGAAAAUUUCAGUACUGGGGUACGUUUUACAAGUGAAGGGAAAGAUAUUAUGUAUUUACAGUCUUUAGUAAGGCUUGACAUUGAAAUUGGCACAAAAGAGAGCUUAAGGUUUUUAGAAAGUCUAGAUAAGUGCCCAAAUACCCAGAUUUUAAAGACAAGAUUAAUUAGAACUAUUUUGAAUGAAAAAUGGGAAAAAAUAGGAUGGGUCAUGUACGUGCAAGCUGCAAUUUUUGCUACUUAUUUAAUUUUAUUAUCAAUUUAUGCAGUUAAAUGAGAAUUUGACGAGAACCAUAUUAUCCCAGCAUUUGUUUUUCAUCUAAUUUUAACAAGUUAUGAGCUGUUUCAGCUAUAUGUGGGAGGAAUUUAUUAUUUAAAAGACUUAUAUAAUUGGGUGGACUGAGGAAGAAUCACCUUAUUUACUAUCCACAUAAUAUUAUUGUGAAGCCACACCUAUCAGGAUUGAAAUGAAUAUAUUUUGGGUGCUUUAAUUUCAAUAUCAUAUUACAGAUCAACGAUAUUUUUUAACAUUUAUUCUAAAACCCGCCUAUUGAACAAUCUUUUACUUGCUGUAUUUUAUGAUCUUAUUGCUUUCUUUAUUAUUUUAUUAUUUUCCACAUUUGCAUUUGCCAUAACUCUAUGCGCAGUUAAGGGAGACACAAGUAUAAGCUUUUUUACAUGGAUAACUUUAGCAUGAAGAGCCAAUAUAGGGGACUAUGACAAUAAUGCGGAUUAUUAUGAUCCCAUGCUUAUGUGGGCAUUUCAUUGAAUAUUUACAGUAAUAAAUCCAAUUAUUUUGAUUAAUUUGCUUAUAUCGCUCAUGGGCGAUACUUUUCAAAGAGUUAAAGAAAACUGGGAAAUUGCGGAUGCAAAAGAAAUGAUUUAUAUGAUGCUUGAAGUUGAGACGCUGCUUUUUUGGAAAAGAAAUAAAGGAAAAAAAGAAUUUUUGCAGACAUGCUCGAGUGUUGAAAAUUUGGAAGAAAAAGAAGAAAUUGUCAAUAAAAAAUUGAUAAAUUUAGAUAAAGAAAUUGGUAUUAUGCUAGAAAAGUUUAAGGGCUCACAUGAAGAAAGGCUAAAAAUCCUAAGAGAGAAUUUAGAUGCCGCAAAAGCGUUUAAAGAGUCGCUUAAUAAAUCUAAAAAAUAUAAAAAAAAGCAAUAA